Molecule: messenger RNA, 2374 nt
Organism: Phalacrocorax carbo (great cormorant)
Lineage: Eukaryota; Metazoa; Chordata; Aves; Suliformes; Phalacrocoracidae
Source: RefSeq, a predicted model, not a curated record
GCCCCGUCGGGGGAAGGGCGGCGCUAGGACCCCCGCGGCGCUCGCCGGUCCCGGGCGGCGCGCGGCUCCCGGGGCUCCGUGCGCGCGCGGGAGCGGCGGCCCCGGGCCGGGCAGCACCAGCAGCGGUAGCACCAGCACCAGCAGCGGUAUCAGCAGCAGCAGCAGCGAUAAGCAGCAAGAUCAGCACUGCGGUGCGGAGCGGUCGGUGCAGCGGGCGCGUCCCCUCCGGGCCCGCUGAGCCGAGCAGCGAUGUGACCCCCGGGGCGCCGCCAUGGCCGUGCUCGCCAGAGGGGCCCGGCAGCCCCCUGCGGGGCGCAGGGGGUGCAGGAGGAGAUGACGGACCCCCGCGUGCCGCUCGCCGCCCGCUGCAGAUGAGAGCCCUUGCCCAGGUGCUCGCAGGACGCCAGCGAUCGCUGUGCACUGAGACCGGCACAAAGACAUGAGUGGCAGCACGAGCCAGCGUGCCGCCGCCCUGGGGGUCCUCUUUGCCCUGAUCAUGUUGCUGAUCAUCUACAGCUCCGGCAGCGGGAGCGAGGUCUUCCCCUACAGCCGCCUGCGGGGCAGAGCCCGCCGGCCCCCCGACCUCAAGAAGUGGGGGGUGAAAAGCGGGUACCUGCCCGUCUGCGGAAACAAGACCCUGACUGCCCACUGCCACCAGUGCGUCAUCGUCACCAGCUCCAGCCACCUCCUGGGCACACGCCUGGGCACAGCCAUCGAUGGGGCCGAGUGCACCAUCCGCAUGAAUGACGCUCCCACUACCGGCUAUGAGGUUGACGUGGGCAACAAGACCAGCUUCCGCGUGGUGGCCCACUCCAGCCUCUACCGCGUCCUCAAGCGGCCCCAGGAGUUUGUCAACAAGACCCCAGAGACCAUCUUCAUCUUCUGGGGGCCACCUGCCAAGAUGCAGAAGAGCCUCCUGAAAAUCAUCCAGCGUGUCAGCGCUUCCUUCCCCAACAUGACAGCCUACGUCGUCUCCCCCGGCCGCAUGAAGCAGUUUGAUGACCUGUUUCGGGGGGAGACGGGGAAGGACAGGGAGAAGUCGCGCUCGUGGCUCAGCACUGGCUGGUUCACCAUGGUGAUUGCAGUGGAGCUGUGCGACACAGUCCACGUCUACGGCAUGGUGCCGCCCAACUAUUGUGGCCACCGGCCCCCGCCCCGCCGCCUGCCCUACCACUACUACGAGCCGAAGGGACCUGACGAGUGCACAACCUACAUCCACAACGAGCGGAGCCGCAAGGGCAACCACCACCGCUUUAUCACUGAGAAGCGGGUCUUCGCCAGCUGGGCCGGCCUCUACAACAUCACCUUCUCCCACCCCACCUGGCCCUAGGGGCUGAGCACCCCUGCUGGGCAGAGCCCCCACACGGGAUGGAUGGGGGUUCCCCUGCAUCUCUCUAGGAGUGGGGAGCCGUGGAAACCAGGCGUUGGGGUGCCACUGGGUGCCUCCCAUGGGACCACCGCCGUUGUGCACGGUGGCUCCUCACGUCUUGGAUGUGUUGGGUUUUGAGCUGUUUUCUGAGGGGGCCAGGUGCUGAGUGCAGGGUUUGGGGUCAUCCCACCCCUCCAUGGGGGUGAGAUCCUAGUCGAGGCAUGUUGCAGCCCCUGCAAGCACACAGGGGUGCCAGGUCCCUUUGGCUCAGUUCGGGCCUGCAUUGCUUUUGGGGCCACAACAGAGGCUGUUUCCCCCAACCCCCUGGGUGGGAGGACCCCCUCUUGGGGCUCUACCAUGCCUAGCACACCAAUCCCAGUCCACAGGCACCCUUCCCUCAGCAGAACCCCAAAAUUUUUGGUGGGACCCCAUGGGGGUGACACUGCCACCCUUGGUGCCCCAGCACCCUUAAAACACCCAGCCCCUCCAAGCACCAAAACACCUGCCCCACACUGCCAAAAUUUUUUCUAACUAAAUGAUGGGAUUUUGGGGGGCUUUUGGAUUUUCUUCCCUGCUUCUGGUCCCAGGGUUUGUAUUUGGGUUUCCUGGCUGAAGGAGCAAGCAAGGGCUACUUGUUAGUGGUAAGAAGGGGCCAGCAGCAGCCGGUGCCUGCAUCCUCGUCAUUUAUUAACCACUUACAAACUAUUUAGAAUUGGGCACGUAGCAGGGGGCUGGCAGUGCCCCUUGCAACCUGUGUCUGGGGGUGAAUUUUGUUACUAAUUUUUCAGCAGCGGAGAAGUGGGUUUGGGGAAAAUAGCUAAAUACAGCGUGUUUAGGUACUGAGCCCUGGCAGGGCUCUGUGCCUCAGUUUCCCUCUGGCUGUGGUCCAUCCCUGUUGUGGCUGGGUCUUUGGGGGACUCACUGCCUGAGUGAGGGGGCUGUGGGGCACCCGCGUUUUGUAAUGGUUUGUACAGGAAUAAAUAUUGCUGCAGUCUGUUGCCUUGG